CCGACAACAAAAAAGAGAGAUAAUGAAAUCAAACAACCGUUGCAAAAGUAACGCUUGCUUAGAGAUGAAAGAGACCAUUUUCAAUCACUUUCUCAUGUGAAGAGGCCACAGUAAUCCAAACUUUAAAGCACCCUUCUCUCCUAAAAGCUCUUUUGGAGUAGAAGAAGAAGAAGGGUAAUGGAGAUGGAGAAGCCACGACCCAAUGCUCUAACAAUCCCAAGAUUCAUACUCCAUUUCUCUCUCUGUCUUCCACUCUCCACCAUUUUUGCCUCUGCUCAAGCUUUUGAUUAUGGUGACGCCCUCUCAAAGAGUCUCCUUUACUUCGAAGCACAGAGGUCAGGUCGCUUACCGUACAGCCAAAGAGUCACUUGGCGUCACCAUUCCGGCCUCACCGAUGGAUUAGAACAAGGGGUAGACUUGGUUGGAGGGUACUAUGAUGCUGGUGACCAUGUAAAGUUUGGGUUACCAAUGGCAUUCACAGUGACAAUGCUGUCAUGGGGUGUCGUUGAAUACGCCGAAGAGAUCGCCGGCGCCGGAGAAUUGGAGCAUGCUUUGGAGGCAAUUAAGUGGGGAACUGAUUAUUUCAUUAAAGCUCACACUAGUCCAAAUGUGUUAUGGGCAGAGGUGGGUGAUGGAGACACUGAUCACUACUGCUGGCAACGGCCAGAGGACAUGACUACGUCGCGGCAAGCAUACAAGAUCGACGAGAACAAUCCCGGGUCGGAUCUCGCCGGAGAGACUGCGGCUGCAAUGGCUGCGGCAGCCAUUGUAUUCAAGAAAACUAACCCACAUUAUGCUCACCUAUUGUUGCACCAUGCCCAACAGUUGUUUGAGUUUGGUGACAAGUAUAGAGGAACAUAUGAUAGGAGUGUUGGGGUGGUGAAGAGCUACUAUGCAUCAGUGAGUGGGUACAUGGAUGAGUUGUUGUGGGCAGCUUUGUGGCUAUACAAAGCCACCGACAAUGAGGAAUAUUUGAAGUAUGCAAUUAACAAGGCUCAUUGCUUUGGUGGCAUUGGUUGGUCUAUUACUGAGUUCAGCUGGGAUGUUAAGUAUGCUGGUCUUCAAAUCAUUGCUGCAAAGUUGCUUAUGGAAGAAAAGCACAAGAAGCACAAUCACAUACUACAACAAUACAAAUCAAAAGCAGAGUACUACAUAUGUUCAUGUCUGAACAAAAACAACGGCAGCAACAACAACGUGGACCGAACUCCGGGAGGCCUACUAUACGUGCGGCAGUGGAACAACAUGCAGUACGUUUCAUCGGCGGCAUUCCUCCUCACAGUAUACUCCGACUUUCUCCGGGAUUCUCAGCAGAAGCUCAGCUGCCAUGGGGGAAUAGUAACCCCAGAUGAGCUCCUCAACUUUGCCAAAUCUCAGGUUGAUUAUACUCUGGGCUCUAACCCAAUGAGCCUGAGCUAUCUAGUGGGCUAUGGUCCUAACUACCCCACAAGGGUGCACCAUAGAGGGGGUUCAAUUGUGUCAUAUAGAGAGAGCAAAGGGUUCAUAGGGUGCACCCAAGGGUAUGAUAACUGGUACAGCAACAUGGGACCUAACCCUAAUGUUGUGGUUGGGGCAUUGGUUGGAGGGCCUGAUUGCCAAGACAAUUUCAGUGAUCAAAGGGGGAAUUAUAUGCAGACAGAGGCCUGUACAUAUAAUACAGCACCACUUGUUGGAGUCCUUGCCAAGUUGAAUCACUUGGACUACCAAAAUGUUAGAACAAAUCACAAUUCUCCUUUAAUUGCAUCUUAUUAGCCAAGUAAUAUAGUGAUAUAUGGAGUGUAAUAUAAGCAAGUCCUUUUUUUAUUGGUGGUGGUGCGGGGUGGGAGUUGUGUGUGUGUGUGUGUGUUUUUU
This is a messenger RNA of Ilex paraguariensis (yerba mate), 1848 nucleotides long. NCBI's taxonomy places the organism in Eukaryota, Viridiplantae, Streptophyta, Magnoliopsida, Aquifoliales, Aquifoliaceae. The record is from the annotation of a GenBank genome assembly.